Dacryopinax primogenitus is the source of this 312-nucleotide messenger RNA. RefSeq lists its product as uncharacterized. Bases 1 to 312 code for a protein of 103 amino acids. NCBI's taxonomy places the organism in Eukaryota, Fungi, Basidiomycota, Dacrymycetes, Dacrymycetales, Dacrymycetaceae. The transcript is spliced from 4 exons. The record is from RefSeq and is a predicted model, not a curated record.
AUGUCCAGCACUCCGAGCCUUAUCAAGGGAAGAAUCACUGUCAUAGGAGCGUUGACCGUCAAGGAUGGCAAGCUACAAGAGCUCCUGGGCUUGCUUGGGGCGAUCAAAGAGCAUCUCCAUAACGAGUCGGGCACCCUACACUGGGAAGUGGACCGGUUUGAGAAUGAGAUCGGCCUGAUCGAGAAAUACCGGGACUCUGGGGCUCUCGAAGUGCAUAUGAGCAGUCCACAGUACCAGGCAUUCGCUGCUAAGGCUAGCGAACUGAUCGUCGAAGGGAGCAUCUCCGUCAAGUACUAUGGCUCUGAGCUCUAG